AUUCCUUUCUCAUCAACCAUCUCUUUAAUGUCUUUCAUUACCACCUGAUCCCUCUUUUAUAUCCAUCUCUCCCAACAUACACAAACAAAAUCCACACAAAAAUAAACAGAAAAAGGGAUCAUGGAUAGUGUUUGUUCAGAACAAGAACACAAGUUUCAGUCCGCUCACCAACUGUACCUCGCCAACAAGAAAUCCUUCCGGGAUCUCGACAUCCCACCUCGCAAGCUUCUCAGUCGUCGACUUGUAGCUUUAUCUUCUGAACAAUCCAUGGAUAUUUACAAUCAACUCCAACACCAACAAAAUGACUCCCCUAGAGUCCUUUCUGAGGAAACCCUACUCCAGAAAUUCCUCCCUUCCAAUUCUGGUCAAGAUGAUGAUUCUGAUCCCUAUUCUUCUGAAGAAUUUCGGAUGUACGAGUUCAAGAUUCGGAAGUGUACUCGUAGCAGAUCGCAUGACUGGACUGACUGCCCCUUCGCUCACCCUGGUGAAAAGGCUCGCCGGAGGUGUCCCCGUCGGUUCAAUUAUUCUGGUAUUGUUUGUGCGGAUUUUCGCCGGGGAAGUUGUGGCCGAGGAGACAGCUGUGAGUUUGCUCAUGGGGUUUUUGAGUGUUGGCUUCAUCCUUCUCGCUAUCGUACUGAAGCCUGCAAAGACGGCAAGAAUUGUCAGCGGAAGAUCUGCUUUUUUGCACACACUCCUAAACAGCUCCGAUCGCUGCCGGUUGAGACGGUUGACUCGCCGAAAAAGCAUGGAAACUCCGGCCAUUGUGUUCACUGUCGCUGUCAUCCAGGUACCCAUCACUCAAAUUCCCCAACCUCGAUUCUCGAUCUAGACAAACUGUCUCCACCCUCUUCGCCCCCAUUCUCUACGGCGCUGCCGGGAGUUGGGUUUUCUCCGGUGUCCCGUUUUUCUGACAGGUUAAGCCGCACGGAGUCAUCUGGAAUGGCUCAACUCGGAAACUACAGAGAUUCCAUGAACGAACUCAUAGCUUCUCAGUCGAUAAAUGAGCUCAUGCACUCCAUGAAGGCUAUGAAUAUGAAUGCAAUUGAUCAAGCUCAGAAUACAAACCCGAUGUGGAUGGAUUCUUUCGCUGGUUGUGAUGAUCAACAGUCAUUUUUUGUUUUCUCUCCUUCGACAUUGUCGCCGUGUGCAUCCGGGUCACGUCGUGCUUUUCCCAGAGAAUGCAAUCUGGGCAUGAACAACCUCAAUGAAGAGAGGUCCACUGGUGGUCCGGAUCUUAACUGGGUGAAUGAUCUUCUCACCUAGAUCGAUGAUGGAAGGAGCAGAAGGAGAUGUACAGUUAUCAAGAAGAAGAAUGUUUACUGGGAUUGCUAUUAUUAUUAUUAUUAUUACUAUCAUUAUUAUUAUUAUUAUUAUUAUUAUUAUUAGAUUGUGAAACUUCAAUGAUCCUUUUGAAGUGUUUAAAUUCUAUGAGGUCGUGUGUUUAAAUGUGUCUAGAUAGCUUGUAAUGUUUUGGUAAGACACAGGGAGAUGAUAAAUGUAAGAAAUGGUAAAUACCUGUGAAUGAGUAAUUUCGUUUUCUCUUGUAA
Lactuca sativa (garden lettuce) is the source of this 1547-nucleotide messenger RNA. RefSeq names its product zinc finger CCCH domain-containing protein 2. The record is from RefSeq and is a predicted model, not a curated record. NCBI's taxonomy places the organism in Eukaryota, Viridiplantae, Streptophyta, Magnoliopsida, Asterales, Asteraceae. Gene Ontology annotation, molecular function: metal ion binding.